Molecule: messenger RNA, 1059 nt
Organism: Papaver somniferum (opium poppy)
Lineage: Eukaryota; Viridiplantae; Streptophyta; Magnoliopsida; Ranunculales; Papaveraceae
Product: putative F-box protein At1g47790
Exons: 1
Coding region: 1-1059 (352 amino acids)
Molecular function (GO): protein binding
Source: RefSeq, a predicted model, not a curated record
AUGAAGAGAAACAGAGAUUGUAGUGUAGAUGUUAUUAGAGCCCCUUUUAGUCUACUUGAUGGUCACACUUUGUGUGAUAUACUGGUCCGGCUGCCAGUGAAGUCAUUAUUGCAGGCAAAGCGUGUCUGUAAACAUUGGCGUUCUUUAGUUAGAGAUCCAUACUUUGUUGAUUUACACUACACUCGAUCAAAAACUUGUCCAAAACUCCUUAUCUUUGCUAGUAGGAGUGUUGGGAUGUUUUUAUUCUCGGUUGACUUGUUUGAAGGCAGAGUGCUCCUAGAUCAGAUGAAAGUAGAGUUACCGUUGGGAGUAGCUGUUCUUGUUCUUGUUCAAAUUCUGAAUGCUGUCAAUGGUUUGGUGUGCUUCAAGGGAUCUAUGGGUGAGGUUCUUAUUUAUAACCCCAGCACUGGAGACAAAACAUCCUGGAUUGGAUCAAGGGUACCGUGGGAAAAAAAGCAUAGAUCAAAGAGCCCUUUUUAUGGCUUUGGAUUUGAUUCCGAAACUAAGGAACACAGAGUAGUUUGCUUAUGGCAUGCGUACGAUCUUAGAUAUGAAACUGGUGACAGUGAUUUUUGCGAGGUUUUGACUGUAGGGAAAAAUACAUGGAGAAGAAUUGAUGACGUCCCACAUUAUAAGGCUUACGGAGAAUCUGUUUAUGUGCAUGGAGUCGUCUAUUGGCUGAGUACUUACCAACAUUUCGAUUGUUCAUAUUCUGCUGAUGCUAAAUUCAUAGUUGCAUUUGAUAUAGGAAGAGAGAAAUUCAGACUGAUACGCAUCCGUGAUUUGAUUGCUGAUGGCCGCCAGGGUUACAAUAAUUGUCAUGAUUUACUGGUAAUUGAUGGAUGCGUUGGUCUGCUGGGUAGAAAACUUAUAGUUGAUGGAAAUAACAAAAAUGUGAUUAACAUGUGGAUAUUCUUAGAAACCCAUGGGCCACUUGCAAGGGUAGGGUUGCCUAAGGCUUAUAAGCUUUACAUUAUGGAGGAUCUGGGCGAUGUGGGACUAUUUCUAACACCCCCCUCAAACUCGAGAGGGUCAAGUUUGAAUACACCCUGGACCUGA